Molecule: messenger RNA, 382 nt
Organism: Sinocyclocheilus grahami
Lineage: Eukaryota; Metazoa; Chordata; Actinopteri; Cypriniformes; Cyprinidae
Product: tubulin--tyrosine ligase-like protein 12
Exons: 3
Coding region: 1-345 (114 amino acids)
Cellular component (GO): cytoplasm
Source: RefSeq, a predicted model, not a curated record
AUGGCCUGCAGGUUGCUGAUCCCACCAGAUCACGCCUGGACGUAUAGGGUGGAAAGUGCCCGGCAGCAGCUGCUAGAGAUUCCUGAACUGCUGAUCUGGAUGGCCAGUCUGAUGGGUUUGCCUUUUCACGGAGAGGCACCUGAUCCGGACGUCGUGGAUCUGGUCUUGGACAGCAUGUGGAAAUACAACCAAACCUAUCAGCUUUCCCAGGGGAUAUGUUGCUGCAGUCUGCAGAAGAAAAGGUGCCUGUGUGGUACAUCAUGGAUGAAUUUGGAUUUCGGGUUCAGCAUUCUUCCCAGCCGACUUGCUGUAUGGCUCCUCUGUUCUACACUCCACAACAGAUAGCUUACUCGGUGCUGUGGCCACUACAAGACCUGGAGAA